UUCGCGUCCACAAAGUCGCGGCACGAGUGCAAGCCAGCUCAUAACCACAAGCUCUUUCUAUCUCAAGUCUCUAUCUCACAUCUCUCAACCACUUCUUAUGUCCGUGCUUGGCCUUCUCCUGCGACCUUCUUCUCUCCCUCAUUGUUUACGCGUACCCAUCACACCGCUCACUGCGCGCUCUUUCUCUAUCUUCCGCAAUCAUGCAGCGCACGAGUGUGGGACCAUUGCACCCACGCAGCAGAAUGAACUAUACGACCACUUUAACUACACUUCCGGAAGAUGGCUAUGGGGGGAAGAGGAACAAUUGCGCGAACGCUAUCGCGCGUUCAAUGUUGCCGAACUUCAGAAGGUUGCCGUGGAUACCGCAGGGUCCCAGAAGUGCGUAUCUAUGAACAAGAUAGGCGAAGGAAAUUUCAACAAAGUCUUCCGGCUCCAGAUGGAUGAUGGUUCGGUCGUGAUGGCUCGCAUCCCUCAUCCCAACUCAGGCCCUCCAAAGCACACGACCGCUUCAGAGGUUGCUACGAUAGACUUUGCACAUUCGAUUCUUGACAUACCUGUACCAAAGGUUCUGGCUUACUGUGCUACCGCCGAUAACCCAGUUCAAUCAGAAUACAUCAUCAUGGAGGAAGCCCGAGGCACGCAACUAUCAGAGGUUUGGGAUACAAUGGAUCUGAAAGAUCAAUUGGCAAUUAUAACUGAGCUUGUUACCAUUGACCAGAAGUUUCUCUCCACACCAUUAAACAGAAAUGGUGCGCUCUAUUACAAGAAGGACAGCUUUCCCGGGUGCUUGAGGAAAGACGUAGCAGAAAGGUUCGUUAUUGGUCCCACAGUCGAGAGGGAGUUCUGGGAGAAACAGAGGGCAAACAUGGCUAUUGAUCGCGGACCAUGGACUAGUGCGCACGAAUACGUGGAAGCGAUCGGGCACUGCGAGAUCGCUUGGCUACGUCGCUACGCUGAAGCAAUACCGCUAACCAUGGAGCGAUGGGGCGCCUCCAAAGGCCAGAGCAGCCCGCAAGCCCACAUUGACCUGCUUGAAAAAUAUCUCAGUGUUAUUGCUCAAUUACUCCCAAAACAACCUGAACUACUAACACCAAUGCUAUGGCAUCGCGAUCUUCACGCUGGUAACCUGUUCAUUCAUGAGGGGAAAAUUUCCAGCGUCAUUGACUGGCAGUCUUGCUGGGUGGGGCCUCUCAUUCUUCGGGCCAGAGCACCACGGCUUCUCGACUAUAACGGCGAAAUCAUGCUGAAACUACCACCGGACUAUGAAGAGAUGCCGGAAGAUGAGCGACGCUUGAUGGAGUGUAAAGUGCAGCAGUCAAUCCAGGUUUACAGUUACGAACAUAACACUGCCGGCCGAAACCCUCUCUUUGAUAGGGUGCUAAGAUACCCUCAAGGGAAAAUGUUAAGUAACCUUGUGGGUUUUGCCUCCACUUCUUGGAACGGAGACAUCCUGCCUCUUCGCGACUGCUUGAUUCGAAUUGAGAGAGAUUGGAAAGACUACGCUGACUCGAAGACCUCUUGCCCAUACCAUUUCUCUGUUGAAGAGGUUCUUGAAAGCCACCAAGAUGCGGGUAGCUAUAACGAUGCGAGGGACUUUUGGGAUGAAUUGAAAGGCAGAGUAGACGAUACCGGCUAUACCACCCAUGAGUUCUUUGACGAAGCCGUGGCUCUCUUCUCCAGCCUACGAGAAAACGGUCUGAAGACGUUGGAAGGCCAAGAGCUCAAAGAUUUUGAGGAGCAGACGCGGUGGGUGCUUGAUCAUGUGAAGAAUGAUAGCAGCAACCUGCCAGCCGCCUAACAUUGUUCAUCGAAGACAAUCUUCGCGUGAUAGCUUUGAUUGCCCAUUCUUCCAGCCAACGAUUAAUGAGAUAAGUCAACAGUGUGUCAUGUUUUGGCAACUUUGGGGGGAGUGUUAUCUGUAUCAUCGUGUUGUUCUGCCUCCUAACCCGGAAACCGAGAGUGAGAUCAGGAGUAAUGUAGAGGCUAAGCAGCGGAUCCAGGAAACGUCGGAGGAGUGUACGACCAAAAAAGCUGCCAUGGAACGGGAGCAGGGGCAACUCUUGCAAACUUGGGCUCAAAUC
Molecule: messenger RNA, 2081 nt
Organism: Cucurbitaria berberidis CBS 394.84
Lineage: Eukaryota; Fungi; Ascomycota; Dothideomycetes; Pleosporales; Cucurbitariaceae
Product: phosphotransferase enzyme family protein
Exons: 6
Coding region: 98-1798 (566 amino acids)
Cellular component (GO): mitochondrion
Source: RefSeq, a predicted model, not a curated record